AUGGUCGACUUUAUCUGGGAUAUAAAUUCAAAGGAAGCUGAAGCAAAUUCAAGCAGAGAUGACGAUGUGAAUCCCAGAAAGGAUGACAAUUUCAUUGACUAUGAAGGAAACACUGUUGUGACCUUUAAUUUACAGAAUUAUGUUGAGAACAAGAGAGUUGAACCAGUCGUUGGUGAAAAGAAGCAAGAAAAUGUAACUGAAAGCUCUACCAUGGCGAAGCCAUUGCCAGAGCAUAAAAUGUUCAUCAAUUUCUGGGGAGACGACCUGCGUCAUGGCUUUGUUGGCGAGGCCUUGAAAAAGGAUGGAGUCUAUAUAGAUGUUGAUGAGUUGCCGCGUGGAGAUCUUACAGAACUUCUUGUGAAUGGGAUUAAGGAGUCGAGGAUCGCACUGGUAAUCUUCUCGAGCGGGUACGCAGAAUCAAGUUGGUGCUUAAACGAGCUGCUGAAGAUCAAAGAACUUAUGGAAAGAGGGAAACUAUUAGUCAUUCCAAUCUUCUACAAAGUGGAGCUAUGGGAGGUUACACAACUAAAGGGUGAUUUCGGGGUUAAAUUUUGGAAUUUGUGGCGUAUUAAUCGGGAUAGCCAUAUCGUUAGCUGGAAGGAAGCUUUGGAGUCUGUUGCGUCCAUGGAGGGGAUCUAUUUGAAGGAGCACAGUUCUGAGACCGAGUUCAUCACUUUUGCCGUCAAUGAAGUCCUAAAGAGAGUUUCUCUGUGGGAAGGAGAAAAUCCAUCUCUCUUUCCUUCGACAGAGAGAGGAAAAAGUACUGGAUUGCCCAUAGGGACAGGUGAAAAGCAUAAAACUUAUCAGAACAAGCAGCACCUCUUUGGAAUGGAACAUCACAUGGAGCAAUUGGAGAAGAAGUUAGAGUUUGACUGCGACAAAACUCGCAUUAUUGGAGUUGUUGGAAUGCCUGGUAUUGGUAAAACCACUCUCGCAGUGAUGCUGCACCAGAAGUGGAACAGCCAGUUUAUACGCUGUGUGCCUCUUCUAAAUAUCCGUAAGAAGUCAAACGACUAUGGACCAGUGUGGCUGCGAAAGACUCUUCUGGAAGUUUUAAUAGAGGGAAAGUUUCCAUUGAUAAGUGACAAGACAACGCAUGAAUCUGUGAAGGAUACAUUGCUUCAUACUAAAUUUCUUCUCGGUAACCUUGGUUGGAUUAAGAAGGGAAGCAAGAUUGUUAUUUCAACAUGUGACAAGUCAUUGCUUGAUGGAUGUGCUCAUGAUACUUAUGUAGUACCGGUAUUGAAUGAUAGAGAGGCCUUUCAGCUCUUUAAUUAUCAUGUCUUCGAUGAUAAAAUCCGCAGUUCCACCAAUACCUUCCUGACGCUCUCUAGAAAGUUUGUGGAUUACGCUCGAGGACACCCACUUGCUCUCAGUUUACUUGGUAGGGAACUUCGUGGGAAAGACCGGGAUCACUGGGAACAUAAAUUGGCAACACUGACAAGCUCCAAUAUGAUGUUCCAAGAUGUGUGGAGAUUUUCUACUGAUCAACUUAAUGAGCGGCAGAAAGAUGUGUUUCUAGACAUAGCGUGUUUCUUCAACUCAGAGGAUGAAUAUUUUGUUAGGAGUUUACUAGAUUCAGGAGAUCCUGACUCCAUUGAUACUGUGAGUGAAGUAAGAGAUCUCGCCAACAAGUUCCUGAUUACAAUAUCUGACAGCCGAAUAAUUAUGAAUGAUAUGAUGUAUACGUUUGGCAAGGACCUUGGUUCUCCUCGUUGGCUUAGGCUUUGGAACUACGAAGAUUUCAUCAACAAGUCAAAAACAAUGAAAAAAUCAGUAAGUAUAUUUUUAUUCUAG
This is a messenger RNA of Brassica napus (rape), 1797 nucleotides long. Its product is annotated as disease resistance protein LAZ5-like. Gene Ontology annotation, biological process: signal transduction; defense response. The record is from RefSeq and is a predicted model, not a curated record. NCBI's taxonomy places the organism in Eukaryota, Viridiplantae, Streptophyta, Magnoliopsida, Brassicales, Brassicaceae. Gene Ontology annotation, molecular function: ADP binding. The coding region runs from base 1 to 1797 and encodes 598 amino acids. The transcript is spliced from 3 exons.